Molecule: messenger RNA, 5709 nt
Organism: Diabrotica virgifera virgifera (western corn rootworm)
Lineage: Eukaryota; Metazoa; Arthropoda; Insecta; Coleoptera; Chrysomelidae
Exons: 24
Coding region: 563-5584 (1673 amino acids)
Molecular function (GO): protein binding
Source: RefSeq, a predicted model, not a curated record
UCGUGAUCCACGAAUUCCCACUUUAUAUCGACUAAAUUGGUGCUAACAAUUUUUGUAUUUACUUAAAACAAGAUAACUACCUAUUUCUAAACAAACACUGAGACUAAAUCUAACAUUUAAGACAUUUAUACACCAAACUAAAUAAUUUUUUGAGAUAAAUACAUCGUAGAUAAAUCAAUAAUCGAAAUUAAAUAUAUAAAACAUAAAAAAAACGUAAUAAAAAUUUUUUUGGCUAGAGCAAAGACAUGAAAGAGUCUUGUUAAAGACCAUACUUUGUGCUGCUAUGGACAUGUAAGUUUUUUGUUAACUUAGAGAGAGAUCAUAGGUGCCUAUUUAGCCAAUAGUUUAUUAGAGAUAUUAUUUGAGAUAUUUUUUGCACUGAGAAAUUUUUUAACGAAUAUUUAAAAGAUUGUGGGGCCAACGAAGUGAAUGCAUAUAUUUAUGGAUAAGAUAGCAACAUUUAUAUAUGUCUUUGUUAAUAUAUAUGUCUAGAGGGUUGUAACACCAACAUUUUUUAAGAUUUACAGGACAAGGUAAAAGAUAUCGAGCUAAUGCCAACGACAUGGAUUACCAUCCUCAAGGAUUACCGGGAAGCACUAGAGUGGUUCUCAAUCACCUGGAUGUCUCUACACAGGCCAAUAUUCAACAUAGUGCGCUGAACUACGAGUCUGAGGACGAGAUGAUGAGCCGGAUGAGCCGCGACAGAAAGGGCACACCACACUACAACAGAGAAGACAUUAGGGAACAAUACUGCAUCACCGAACGCGGUUUGGGUGCCUUGGAAACCAAACAAAGCUUGUUCGGAUGUCUUUCGUCUCAUCAAGGCUCUUGCUCAAACCGUACAUCUCUCCUUACAGCUUGCGUGAGACAGAAAGUACCUUCGGACGAGAAUCUGUACGAUCUUUAUAGAAGGCAUCCCUCGGAGUAUGCUCCAUAUCCGAGAAGAAGCAGAUAUCCAUGGGGUCCGGUAGUAUCUGAUAUCUACCGCUAUGAUGAAGAUUUAAAAUCGUCAUACUUUAGAAGGAAACCAAUCAUUGAUCCAAGCCGCUACACUUGGAUGCCUUCCGAUGAUGAGUCAGUCAGAAUGGAAAAACCUAGGUCUAUCAUUGAAAACUGCCAUGAUAGGGUUACUAAUUCUUCUUCUGUUAUGCUGCCAGGGAAAAAGCAUGUUAGUUUUGCAAGAUCUCAUACUCUGGCGUCUUUUGACAACGCGCUAUCUACCCUUAGUUAUUCUACUGGGCAUUUGAAUCAGAUAGCUACGAGCCAAGAGAGGUUACUGGAUGUUAGGAAACCUGAGUUGACGCCUAUCAUUACUAAACAACCUGAGCAGGAGGUCUUUUGUGAUAAAAUCAAAAGAGUGCCGAUGAAAACACAGGCCACUCAAACCGAAGUAGGACUAGGAAGGAAACCAUUACCUCCGCACAUAAACCUAAGUCCAAGAACUAUACAAAAGGUAAAAAUGGUAUCCCAAGGCGCCCAAACCAACGGCAUAGCCACAAACGGCCGGAAACUGAUCAAAUCUUACUCGGAAGCCGGCAGCAAAUUCGGCAUAUCGCCGAUGAACGGAGAAGUUAUUCCUUUUGAUACGAUUCCCGAUCACGAACCUUUACAAAGGACCCAAUCCGACGAACCUCCUAGAUCUCCGUUCAUCGUAGAUAAGGCGCCGACUUUUUCUUUACCCGAUCGUAAUGGCGCAGGCGCCGAUAGUGAAACCUCUUCUUUAACCAAAUCUGACGAGCACGAAUCUGAAGAUUCUAAUGAAUCCAAAAAAGAGAUUUUUAUAGAUUUUAAGCCGCAACUUUCCCCUUCAAGCAAAAUGUCAAAAAGAACCCUGAUGAAGGCUCUGUCGGAUGGCGAAAUUUUGUUGGAACAAAGAAGAGUAAAAAUAUCAGAUGACUGUGUUGUUCCUGAAAAGCCAGUUCAUUCUGUUAGCCACGAGGAUGUUCAUAAUGAUGACGAUGAAAGGAUAUUCACGCCGUAUUUCCAGAAAAUGCCGAUUCAAAACGAAGGAGUCUGUAAACCCCUGGAAGAAAACGUCUAUUCUUCACUGGACAAUGGAAUGUACGCCCAGGACUCGAUCGACGAGGAUUUUCACGAACAUUUAAUUUAUAGCAGAACGUACUUGGACACUCACGAAUUUAAUGGAGAACAACACAUCAACAUGGAGAAUUGGCUAAAGGAUGAUUCGAUUGUACCUUCCAUAAGUUUUCUACCGCACGCAAAACUUUCUCCUUUCACUUCGAAUGAUUCUUUAGCUAACGAGACCAGGGAUCAGUCCGACGGAAUUUGGAACGAAUCGCAAGCGACAGUCCUACAAGUGGACUCAGGAACUGACAACGGAACAAUCUUAAGCAGCUCAGAGUUCAAUUCAGCCACGUCACCCGUUUCUACAUCCAUCGCUCUAACUCCAUCAUCAAAAAGAAAACACAUGCUCAUGAUUCAACACCAACAAAGAUCUUCCAUGGACACCGAGAACCUAGACGAAGAAACUGUGGACCAAAACCUAACAUAUUUAAGAAAAGUAUCUCCGGCGAAGACUGUGGAAUCUCCUGCAACGGUAUUUCCUCCAAGACAAUACUUAUCAGUGGAGAAUAUUUUACCGAUAAGGAAAAAAUUCACGCCAGAAACACCCGUUGGAUCGCCUCUUCCUGCUGUAGUUCCUGAUCUUUUGCUGUCUAGAACUGAUUCUUGUAGAACUAAUACGGAUGUAUCAGAAAGUACUACUACUGACGACUAUAUCACUGCCAAUUCUGGUACAGACAGCUCAAGAAAAAGUGGUUCUAUUAAGGGUCCCGAAUUCUAUAACAACCUUCAACAAGCCCAUAUAACCGACGGCUCAAGCCUGGAAAGCGCUCGAGGCUUGGACGCCAUCAGCGACGACAUGGUAGUCCCAUCCUUCUCCCCUCCUCCUCCAUGCACCAGCGCUUCAACAACGGUUGGUGAUUCCUCCCACAGCCUCUGCAAUACUCCAGUGCCUAAUAUCCGCACCGGCCGAUCGACUCCGUCCGAGGACAGCAGCUCCUCUUGUGGAAGUUACAGCGUGGGAUCCACUCCGGAUUUGCUGGAUAGAUUUACGGAAACAGUGCCUUCAAGAAAUAAAAAAGUCUGCCCCCCUAAUGUAUCUGACGAUGAAAGAAGCGUUAGGUAUUCAUCGUCUGGGUAUUAUGAAUCGCCCAUGGAAGAUGACACAACCUGGACGUCGCCGAAGAACAACCACCAUCGUCGCUGCAAAGACUUUACCCUAGACUUAUCAAAUAACCCCAACAAGUCAUAUCUCGAAACAUACUCCAUCUUGAACACCAAACCCAAUAAGAGGAAUAUCAAAGCUUCACCAUCCGCCGAAAAACCGAAAAGAUCUAAGCCGCGAAUGAGAAGCCCCAUGCAGGGCAGUAGAAAAAACUCGCAGCUCAAAAAACAAGCUCAUAUACAAGAAAAAGAAAACAAAGCAACUUCAGACGAAUCUAGUUGCGACAUCGCAGUCAAACAUCUCAGUAAUCAAAAUUCUCCGAGAAGGGGAAAGAAAACUAAAGAAAACAGCAAGAAGAAAGGAAUACCCAGAUCGCCUGUGAGUCAAAGGAACGCCCAGGAAAAGAAGUCUUCCAGUUUACCGGGAAGUUUAUCAAGAAAGAAAUCGUCGAAACAGAGUCACAAUCUAGCUCCUGAAAGUGGAUCGUGUGAAAGGAAAAAUUCAGUGAGUUCCCCAUUAUCAUUAACUCGCCAAAGUCCAAAGAAGGUUGAAGACUCGACAAAAUUGAAAGCACUAAGUGCUGAGUCACUAAGAUCGGUGAGUCCAGGCAGUGACAGCGUUUUCUACAGCGACCCGAGCAGUCAGACAGCAGAUCAUCAAGUCCAUUGUCUCCACUGUGGAAAGGAAGUGGAUAUUGUCACCACCGAUGACCCAGAUAAAAGUAUAUCCAGUCUAGAAAAUCCCGAAGAGAUCGUUCAACCACCAGCGGGGUUUGAGGAUUCACCCAGAGUCAAAACAAGCGGUAGAUUGUUCAAGAAGCUGGAAAGAAGAAUUCGAUCUGAGGAAAGGAACUAUUUGGAGAAUAAGAAGAACCGGUAUAAAUCAGAAGUUAGGGCAAAGUCAGAAGAACGUGGAGCUAGCACAUAUAAAAGCAAACUGCGACCGAUGGCUAAAUCUACCACUAGCAGUCAGGAACAACUGAAAGCGACUGAUUCCAGUCCAAGUGUUCUGCCUGGGGCACCAGAAAACGAGGACGAUACAGGUAUUUACGAUGUGCCUUACAUGGAAGGUUGCUGGAUACACAUUGACGAAAGGGACGAAGUUAUCGCGAGGACAUCCUGCUCAAGUCCAAGUGACAAGCCAUCUUCCCGAAAAGAUUCAAUAUCGAGUACGGAAUCUGAACAGGAGUUCAGAAAGAAGUUUCAAGCUGUAACACAUCGAAUGGUGCAUCGAAAAUCUUGUUUAGAAAUGUAUAAAAGGCAAAACAACAAAUCUUUUGCAUUACAACGACAUUUAACCGAUACACAAAACGAACUUGAUCCUGAUAUACAAUCUGUAGAGUUAAAGGCAAAAUUAGAAGAGAUAUUAAAGAUUAUGUUACUGGUUUGGUGUCGAAAAAAAGAAGCAUUACAUGAUUGCGACAAAACCGUCAUAGUCCGCCGAGAAUCGGGCGAAUUUGGAUUUCGGAUCCACGGGUCGAAACCAGUUGUUGUAUCCGCCAUAGAACCAGGAACUCCAGCAGAAACGUCUGGUUUGGAGGUGGGAGAUAUCGUUCUUUCGGUUAACGGAGUCAGUGUUCUCGACAAGAAUCAUUCGGAGAUUGUUAAAAUUGCCCAUGCUGGAAGUGACACGUUGAAAAUGGAGGUGGCCAGGACCUGUUACGCGCUCAGUCCGCAACAAGAAGAAGAACCUUCCAAAAUUUUGUUUAGUGGAUACCUUUGGAAACUCAGCGGAUACGCCAGUGGGAAUUCUAGCAACAGAUGGAUGAGGCGAUGGUUCUGUUUAAAGCAAAAUGGAUGUUUAUACUGCUACAAAACGGACAUGGAUAAACACCCUGUAGAUGUAACAAUGCUACAUGAUCAAGAAAUCCAAACUGUAGACGACCAAGAAAACUUUUCCAAAUCCCACGUGUUCAUAGUCCAAAAACAUGACGGUGUUCCCUUGUACUUAGCCGCAGAAUCCUCGAGUAUGCAAGAAAAAUGGGUAGAAGAGAUGAACAAACUGAUGAUAGAUAACAAACAGCUUUUAGACAGUUUUCUUGAUAGGACGAAAAGUAAUUUGAUGUUACCUCCCUGUUCGAUUAAAGAACCAGACUGUUUUGGUUAUUUGGUAAAAUUGGGCACACAGUGGAAGAGCUGGAGUAGGAGAUAUUGUAUUCUAAAGGACGCGUGUUUAUAUUUUUAUCAGGAUGCUAAUGCAAAAAAUGCUUUUGGGGUUGCUUAUUUACAUGGAUAUAGAGUACAACAAUACUUAUCAGGAACUAAAAAGUAUGCUUUUGAAAUUGUACCACCAGACUCUAACAAGAAACACUAUUAUUUUCAUACAGAUUCCGAUGCUGACAAAAAGAGAUGGAUAGCAGCAUUAGAGUAUUCUAUAGAUAAAUGGAUGAAAAUUUAAUGGCAAAAUUGGGUACAAUACAAAAUAUUUUAUGAAGAAUUUCGAUGAAGACAUACAGUGACCACACCAAAGAAUUUGGAUUAAAGAGUAUUAGCAUUUUACCAAAUAAUAAAGUAUUAAUUUGU